Molecule: messenger RNA, 910 nt
Organism: Notechis scutatus (mainland tiger snake)
Lineage: Eukaryota; Metazoa; Chordata; Lepidosauria; Squamata; Elapidae
Source: RefSeq, a predicted model, not a curated record
GGAAAAAUAUUGUGUAAAAUUCAAUCAUAUAUUACAUGAAAAGUCAAGGGAGAUUAUUUUUCCAUUCAGCAAAAGAGGCAAUAUAUUUGGAAGGUACUGGAAGGAAAAGCCAUGUAGAGCAUAGCUAUGCCUGUUCUGGGAAAUAUUCAACUUGCAAAUCACAUCAGGUUAUGCCUGAGAGCAUCCAAACUGGAGAAGAACCUUACAUAUACUCUAAAUAUGGUAAAAUCUCUGAUCAGAACAGCUCGUGAUACACCAGAGAAUUCACACAGGAGAGAAACCAUAUGAAUGUCCUGUUUGUGGGAAAAGUUUCAGUACCAAUUCCAACCAUAUUAGCCACCAGAUGAUUCACACAGGAGAGAAAUCCUUUGAAUGUCCAGACUGUGGGAGAAGUUUCAGUCAAAAUUCCAGCCUGGUGAGACACCAGAGGACUCACACAGGAGAUAAACCGUUUGAAUGUUCUGACUGUUGGAAAAGUUUCGCUAAAAAUUCCAGCUUGGUUCAACACCAGAGAACACACACAGGAGAGAAACCCUUUGAGUGUCCUGACUGUGGGAAAAGUUUCAGUCAGAAUUCCAUCUUGAUUCAACACCAGAGGAUUCACACAGGAGAGAAACCCUUUAAGUGUCCUGACUGUGGGAAAAGUUUCAGUCAGAAUUCCAGCCUGGUUAGUCACCAGAGAACUCACACAGGGGAGAAAGCCUUUGAAUGUUCUGAUUGUGGGAAGAGUUUCAGUAACAAUUCCAACCUUGUGAGACACCAGAGAACUCACACAGGAGAGAAACCGUUUGAAUGUCCUGAUUGUGGGAAACGUUUCAGUCAGAAUUGUCACCUUAUUAAUCACCAGAGGAUUCAUACAGGAGAGAAACCCUUUGAAUGUCCUGAUUGUGGGAGAAGAUUCAGUCACUAU